Messenger RNA from Spea bombifrons (plains spadefoot toad), 2852 nucleotides. It is a transcript of the gene POLN, whose product is annotated as DNA polymerase nu. Gene Ontology annotation, molecular function: DNA-directed DNA polymerase activity; DNA binding. Gene Ontology annotation, biological process: DNA-templated DNA replication; double-strand break repair. The coding region runs from base 1 to 2730 and encodes 909 amino acids. The transcript has 26 exons. The record is from RefSeq and is a predicted model, not a curated record. NCBI's taxonomy places the organism in Eukaryota, Metazoa, Chordata, Amphibia, Anura, Pelobatidae.
AUGGAGAAAUACAGACCAGAGUUUGGAUUUUACGAUUGUGAGAGACCUUUAUCACUUACCGCUAGAAGAAUUAUGGCGGCUCUGAAGUCUCAGAAUCCAGCUGCGUGUGAAGCCGCGGAGAAAGGAACCCACACUGGAGACAAGUUUCAGGGAAGCGUGAUCCAGGAAGAUUAUCAUCCUGAUGUGAAAAGAAAAGAUAUUCAUCAUCAAAAUCAUUUUCAAGAGGAGGAAUACAGAGACUCGUUAGAUGGCACAAAUGUAAAUAUUUUGAGGGAGAACAAGAUGCGAUCCUCUUCACGAGAGCAAGUGCUGAGUGAUGUGUUGCCAGGGAAAUCAACAUGUACCAAUGUUCAACAGACAAAAAACGCAAUAUUGGACACAGUGACAGAUCCGUGUGCAGACACCUCAAAAAACAAGGAGGGUAUCGAUACAUUGCUGGGGAAAAAGAUCACCUCAAAUAUUUUGGCACCCAAAGAAUUCACCUUAACAGAAAAAAGGGCAUGGGAAAAAGAAGUGACCCCUGUGGUUGGUAUCAGUUCAGCCAUUAAAAUUUCAGCCAGAGAAUUCCAGGAACAUGCUUGUUUUUCUUCAGAUAAUUCUGAAAAGGGAUACAACCACGUACAAAAGCGGCAUCCCGCUCCACAAAAGCCAAAAAGUUGCUUUCCGGAAAGUAACUUUCGCGAUGAAAUUGUUGGAAACGCUGAUCCAGAAAUACACAACAUCGGGUCUGUAGAUGAAGAGCAACAAGGCAAAGUACUAGAGGACUUCAAACAGGCCUCUGCUUUUAUAUUAACAAUUGUAUUUCAAGAUGGGUCAACACAGCUCAGUGCCAGCAAGGAUGUAACUUUGCCAGUUAAAGGAAUCAUUCUGAUGAUUAAAAGACAAGGCAAGCUUUCACGUUUUAAUUCAAAUAAUAACGAAAAAUUUGAAAAUGUUGAAGAAGAGAAAUACGUAUACAUGGCUACAGGUGAGAAUCUGUUUUGGAAAAAGGAUGAAGCUCAGCACAAAUUUUACAGGUUUGUAAACCUGUUUUUUAGAAAAUUGCUCCUGUCCAUCUUACAAAGCAGCAAACCUGUGAUUUGUUUUAAUGCCAAAGACUUUCUGCGAACAGUCCUUUGUGAGAGGAAUAUUAGCUGGAAAAGAGUUUUAAAGAGCGUGGUCUUUGAUCCAAGGAUAGCCGCAUGGCUCUUAAACCAAUCAGACUCCAAUCCAUCCUUUGAAGAAUUAGUGAACAAAUAUUGUGGAGAACUGAACCUUAACUCUGCCAGCAAUGCCUCGGGUUCCUCUCACCGCAAAAUUGGCCUCCAAUUAACUGUCUUGUUUGCUCUAAUGAAGAAUAUGCAAUCUAAACUCCAGGAAGAAGGAUUAUGGAGCCUUUUUUGUUCCAUAGAACUGCCACUUAUUUCAAUUCUUGCUGUAAUGGAGAGCCACAGAAUACAAGUCAAUCAAGAUGAGCUAAAGAAAACUUCAGAACUUUUAGGGGCCUAUCUUAAAGAACUUGAGCAAGAAGCACAUCGUGCAGCAGGAGAGAGAUUCCGAUUAACCAGUGCUAAAGAGCUCAGGGAGAUUCUUUUUGAUAAACUUCGCUUGCAUCUACAAUGUAAAGCCAAACUGCGCCACUUCCCAUCAACAGCAGAAAGUGUGUUGCACCAGCUUCAGGAACUGCAUCCACUUCCCAAAAUUAUUUUAGAAUUCAGACAGAUGCAAAAAAUAAAAUCAACGUUUCUGGAUGGACUUUUAUCUUGUAUGACUAAGGGUUUUGUGUCUUCUACCUGGAAUCAAACAGGAACAGUUAGCGGCAGACUGUCAGCAAAGCAUCCUAAUAUCCAGGGUGUGCCAAAGCUCCCGGUUCAGAUUUUAAAACCUCAGUAUAUCCAAGGAAAAGAGAGAGAAAGUAUAACUAUAAACCCGAGGUCCAUGUUUACAUCUGGCACAGGGUGUGCGUUCCUCGCAGCAGAUUUCUCACAAAUAGAACUUCGGAUAAUCGCACACUUUUCAUCCGACCCAGAGCUAUUAAGAUUGUUUCAAGAAAACGACUCUACCGAUGUGUUUACAAAACUUGCUUCCCAGUGGAAAGAUGUAUCGGCUAAGGAUGUAACGCAUUCAGACAGGGAACAAGCUAAACGUGUAGCCUACUCAGUCAUCUAUGGGGCAGGUAAAGAACGCCUUUCUGAAUGCCUGGGUAUCUCACUAGCAGAGGCUAAUGCAUUUAUAGAACGAUUCUUGCAGAAAUACAAAGUGUCAGACUUCAUCCAGAGAGUCAUACAGCACUGCCACAGUAAAGGAUUUGUGACGUCUCUUAUGGGUCGCAAAAGGCAUCUUCCGCAGAUCAAUGCGCACGACUAUGCUUUAAGGGCCCAAGCAGAAAGACAAGCUGUCAAUUUUGUCGUCCAAGGCUCUGCGGCUGAUCUCUGCAAAAUGGCUAUGAUAAAGAUUUCUGCUGCAACGGCAACCUCUCCCUGGUCAACAGCCAGGCUUAUUGCACAGAUCCAUGAUGAAUUGUUGUUUGAAGUAGAGGAGCCACAAAUCCAUGAAUUUGCAGCUCUAGUUAAAGAGAUCAUGGAAUCUUUGCAGCAUGCUGAAGGAGUUGAACUAAAGGUUCCUUUGAAGGUAGUUCUGACUGCGGGAAGAUCGUGGGGAUGCAUGGCGGGAUUACAGGCCCUGGGAGCGGCUGGUCAGCAACCUCAUACUUCUCAGCUCUGUGUAGAUUCUUCCCUCGGCUCGGCCUGAACUCUCAUCAGCACCCAAUACCCCCGCAUGCAAAAGUCUUACAUCAUUCUGUCUGUAGCCCCAGGCAACAGCAAAAGGCACUCAACGGGCUCGUUCCUGUUUAUUGUACUUAUUUUUGCCAU